Molecule: messenger RNA, 816 nt
Organism: Ramularia collo-cygni
Lineage: Eukaryota; Fungi; Ascomycota; Dothideomycetes; Mycosphaerellales; Mycosphaerellaceae
Exons: 1
Coding region: 1-816 (271 amino acids)
Source: RefSeq, a predicted model, not a curated record
AUGGACACUUCCUACGAUAAAGUCCUAGACAUCGACAUCGGCGACGACGAUAUUCUAUACCGAGUACAGCGCAGUAAUAACAUCGUCUACGUCCGUGUCAUGCCACCCACGAUGAUACCCAAUGAGACUCAACGGACUUUUGGUCCAUAUGUUAUUAAGGAGCUUGCUACGCAUACCCCAUGGUCUCAGCGUUGGACAACCUUGACUAUUGAUGGACGCGGUGAAAAUAUCGAAUACAAAAUCGACGGAAAACAGCCUCAUAGGCUUGAUCUUGGGGAUAUCGACAUCUCCUGCUACGAGAAAAGGAACUUUUUAGAGCUAGAUCGUAUCGAGAGGUGGAAGUCUAGAGUCUGGAAAGUCUCCUGUCUUGAUGGAACAACGCCCAUGAUUUUGAAGAUUGCACGAUUCCAGUUUGAGGUGGAGUGGAUGGCUAAGGAAGCACGCAUAUACCAUGCACUUCGGAGUAGAGAUGUUGCACCGACUAUGGUUGCGCUUGUCUAUGAAGGAACACCGGAUCGUAUCAUCGGCAUUUUAUUGGAAAUGGUAGAGGGUACCUGUGCUAGCAGCUCAGAUCUUGAUGUUUGCCGCGAGAAACUUGCAGAACUACACAAGACUGCACGUCAUGGAGACCUCAACAGAUGGAAUAUUAUCAUCGGGCCAAAUGGACCUAGAUUCAUCGACUUUGAGGAGUCUGAGUUCCGACCAACGAAGAAAGAUCUCGCAUUCGAAGAAAGUUUAAAAGACGAGCAAAAGCAGCUGGAGAAUGCUCUGAUGGACGAAUCCAAUGCUGGUCGGCCAUGCCCUCGACCGAAAUAG